Seminavis robusta is the source of this 972-nucleotide messenger RNA. NCBI's taxonomy places the organism in Eukaryota, Bacillariophyta, Bacillariophyceae, Naviculales, Naviculaceae. The record is from the annotation of a GenBank genome assembly.
AUGAGUGAAGCACGACGACUAUACUCGGGACCUCCCGUGCCACCCAGAGAGAUUAUUGGCAGACGCGGAAGCCGAGUGGCAUCUACCCGCAGUAUUGCCUCGAGUAUUACCUUUGACGAUGCCAGUAGCACCACCGAUUACGACAUGAGCGGCGAGUUUGAUCCCUUUAUGGAAUCCAGUCUUCCACCCGACAAUCCAGCCACCAUGCCACAACGACGCCAAAGCGGUGUGUUGAUGCUGACCCCUCAAGAACAAGAACUGUUGGCCGACACUCGACCCGGUAUGCCGCAACGACGACAAAGUCAAGUGCACUUGGCACCCGUCACGGAAGAAUCCCUACGAGCAUCCACCGAUUCGGCGCCUGCUCGACCGGUUCGACAACAAAGUGUCGCCAGUGGAUCCACCCGUGAUCUGCGUCAAAAAGUUCCCGAUGCCGUCUCGUCGAGUUUUUCGUCUUCGGCAGAACCUGUUUUGGAUUAUUUGCCGUUUGACGAGAGCAUGGUGGAAUCCAAAUUGAAGGAAUUAACCCAAAAGGCACGCAUCUUUUUAAAAGUGGUCGAUAUUCAAGAUCGUCGAUAUCACUUGAAAACAUUCAAACGGUGUUUUAUCGGGUCCGAAGCUGUGGAUCGAAUGCUGCAAGCGGGCUUGGCAUCGUCCCGCACAGAAGCCGUCGAAUUGGGACGCAAUUUCAUGAAGUACUUGGGAUUGUUCCGCCAUGUAACGGAGGGACACGUGUUCAAGGACAAGUACUUGUUUUACAAAUUUCAAAAACAACAAGACAUCAGUAACAGCAGUAAUGACAAUCAGAGCAACAGCAGUGACGAGUCGGGGAAAAACAUUAGUACAUCCGCACGUCUUUUGAAUCUCAUUGCAAAUCCAGGCAGCAGCAGCAGCAGCAACAAUUGGUACUCGGCAUCGCAUCGAUCGACGAUCAAUGAAGACGAGCCCACGGAGGAAGCUUCUCUUCCAUAG